This is a messenger RNA of Nomascus leucogenys (northern white-cheeked gibbon), 2377 nucleotides long. RefSeq names its product zinc finger DHHC-type containing 1 (gene ZDHHC1). Lineage: Eukaryota; Metazoa; Chordata; Mammalia; Primates; Hylobatidae. Bases 993 to 2186 code for a protein of 397 amino acids. The transcript has 12 exons. Gene Ontology annotation, molecular function: protein-cysteine S-palmitoyltransferase activity. Gene Ontology annotation, cellular component: endoplasmic reticulum; Golgi apparatus. The record is from RefSeq and is a predicted model, not a curated record. Gene Ontology annotation, biological process: peptidyl-L-cysteine S-palmitoylation; protein targeting to membrane.
AGUGUAGGGCUGGUGUGUGGAAGUGGGGAGGCAAAGGAUGGCCGGCACAGCGGAGGCCCAAAGCUGGGUUCAGAGCCUCGAGGAGCACAGUCAGGAGAGUGGAGCAGGGCAGGCCCAGUCCUGGGGACUUGCUGCUUCCCAGCCUGCCUCCAGCCUCCACCUGACCUCUCCACCUGAUAGGGUGAGUGGGCAUGCCUAAAAUACCUAGGAGCAUGUCAAGCCCUGCAAAGAUGUGAAUCCUGUCCACAGAGGCACCACAGGAGCAGUCGUAGAAGGAGGAGCCUCAAACCAUCCUGACGCUAAUUGUGUUCAGAGCUGAACAAAGGAUGAAGUAGGGAGUAAUUAGUCCAUCUAUCAAAGAAUUUUUCACUUUUCAAAGAGUCACCGUAGAAUUCUUUUACAUAGCUCUCUCAGGUCCCCUGAGGAGUGAGGUAGGGUCAUAAUGGGUACCAGGUACCCACCUUGGGCCUGGAACUGGCCUGGGCCUUCGGGAUGCAAGCUGAGCCCUAGGGUGCUGGGCCCCCAGCUGAAGGGAGGGCUGGUGCACUGGAGAUGGUGAUCACGCCACAUGGUCCCUGGAAUCCAUUCCUCUCCAAGUGUCAGCUGAGACAAUACUUCCUUAGUCUCACAUCACCAUUUGGAAUCUGAAACCAGAAACCGGCCUGAGGUCAGACCAGCCAGGGCCUGCACCAGGCCUGGAGCAGUGAGGCCAGGACCCUGUGAUUGAGCACCUAGGUGGCGACAGCAGGCACUGCUGGCUGGCUGUGGAUUCCUUUCCUAGAUGGCCCCUCCCUCUUUCCAUUUGGGGCACAGGGGUUACCUGGAGAGGUCUGAUGAGGAGGCUUUGGGGGACUGGAGGUAGGAGGUGGCACAGGUAGAGAAUCUGCACAAAGCGGGCUGGCAUGGCAGUGGGGAGUUCUCUGGCUGCAAGGAACGGGGCAGGACUCCCAGCCGGCAGAGUGGAGUGAGUCUUUAACCUGCUGGGCCAGUGCAUGGGUGCCAUCUUUGCCAGCCACCUUGUGGUGCACCUCACUGCCGUCUCCAUCGAUCCAGCAGAUGCCAACGUGCGGGACAAGAGCUAUGCAGGGCCCCUGCCCAUCUUCAACCGAAGCCAGCAUGUACAUGUCAUUGAAGACCUGCACUGCAACUUGUGCGACGUGGAUGUGAGCGCUCGCUCCAAGCACUGCAGUGCCUGCAACAAGUGCGUGUGCGGUUUCGACCACCACUGCAAGUGGCUCAACAAUUGUGUGGGCGAGCGGAACUACCGGCUCUUUCUACACAGUGUUGCAUCCGCUUUACUGGGCGUCCUGCUCCUGGUGCUGGUGGCCACAUAUGUCUUCGUGGAGUUCUUUGUCAACCCCAUGCGUCUGCGCACCAACCGACACUUUGAAGUCCUGAAGAAUCACACGGAUGUGUGGUUCGUGUUCCUGCCCGCCGCCCCCGUGGAGACCCAGGCCCCUGCCAUCCUGGCCCUAGCCGCCCUGCUCAUCCUUCUGGGCCUCCUGUCCACAGCCCUCCUGGGGCACCUGCUCUGCUUCCACAUUUAUCUCAUGUGGCACAAGCUCACCACCUAUGAGUACAUCGUGCAGCACCGCCCACCACAGGAGGCCAAGGGGGUUCACAGGGAGCUCGAGUCAUGUCCUCCCAAGAUGCGGCCCAUUCAGGAGAUGGAGUUCUACAUGCGGACCUUCAGACAUAUGCGCCCAGAGCCCCCUGGCCAGGCCAGGCCAGCAGCAGUGAAUGCCAAUCCCUCCCAGUUUCUUGCCACCCGUGGCCAAGCGGAACCUCCACCACCCUCUUCCCCAGACACUCUCGCCCUGCCUCCCCGGAUCCGACCCCAGAAAAAGAGGAAGAGGCGCGUGUAUAAAGUGCGAACUUCUGAGACCUCGGAUCCGGCGUCGGGGCCCAGGGCCCCCGGCCGCCGCUCCAGCUCGUCGACGGAUUCCGCGGACGCCAGCCCUGUGCACGCCGCUGGCCCUGCCAGCGCCUACCACUCGGCGUCGGCAGAGUCCGUGGACGAGAUUCCAGUGGCGCAGACGCGCCUGGGCAGCGCCGCUCUGGCCGCCCCGCGGGGCCGGGGCCGACAGCCCACGCUGGCGCGGCAGGCGCGUGCGCCCGCCGUUUUCGUGAGCCCGAGCAGCGGCGAGCCCAGGGCGCCAGGCGGCCGGGAGGCUGGUCUGGCUUAGCUGGGCCAAGAGGCCAGAGGGCCGAGUUGGAGCUGCCGGCCCGACUCUCUAUGCAACACCCCAUCCUUGCCUCACCGAGUGCACUUUAGGGGCCCCUACGGCCGGCGGGAUCGGCCUCCCUCCCCCACGACUCAGCAAUACCCGCCCCACCGGCUGUGAUGCUCCAAUAAACUUUUGUAUGCUUUUGCGGA